AACAUCAAUGACGCAUUAGGAUCUGCUAUAAAAGGUCUGCUGGACGACGAAGAGAGUAUUCAGUUUCUCGUCAGUGAAUACAUCAUGAAAAGUAUCAUCUGCUUGGCGCUUUUGGUUGCGGCCGUUUCGGGUUUUGGUAUUGAACGGAGGAUGCAAGGUGAUGACCCACGUAAAAGCCACCACCACUUUUACUAUGGGGAUGUUCACCACCAUCAUCGUUUUGAAGAUCAUCAUGGUCAAAAAAGUCACCACGAAGACUCUGACCAUAGUAGCGAGGAACAUCACAGUGGAGAAGAUAAAGAGUCUAAGCAUGAUGAUCAUAAAGAUGAUGUGUUCUAUUUCGCUGUUGGAGAUGCCUUUGGGGCUUAUGAAUUCAUAGAUGAUAAAGGUGCCCUGAAGGGAUUCCACCCUGACCUUAUAGAAGCACUUUGUGCAAAGCUUGGUUACAAGUGCGCCUGGGUGAUGGACAAGUACAGUCGUUGCUGGGAGACAGAUGGAGACUAUGAAUAUCCAGGUGUCGGCAUGAAUGCUGAUUGGUACACCGCCUGUAUGGGCUACUGGCCAUACCCAAGACGUCUCAACUCCUUCAACUUUACCCUGUCCUACACCAAAGUUGAACCAGCCAAUGUGUUCUGGCUUGAAUCUCGCAGCGAAGAUUUCCAAACAGAUGAUAUAAAGGGUCUCAAUGUAGGAUUCAUUGACGGAUGGUCGACAAGCAAGCAUUGUCUAGCUAGGGAGACUGGCACAAGCAUUGAAGAUUUUACACCUCAUCUCUUUGACAACCACCAUGACAUGAUAGCUGCUCUACGCAAGGGAAAGAUUGACAUUUUCCUCAGUGGACACCACGCAUUCAAGGUCCCAGAUGACCUUCACGAGGGCAACGACUUCAAUUGCAACUACAACAAUAGAGGAGCUGCCUUUAUGUUGAAAUAUGGCCAUCCCGCAAUUGAUGUGAUCAACAAGGGAUUGGAAAUGAUGUACAAUGACGGAUCUUACCACAAACUCUGCAAAGAGGCAAAUGAAAAAUAUGGAGACCAUGGCGAAAUACACUGCAUCGACUAAACUACCAACACUAUUGGACACUACUCAAGAAUUUGAUGUGAUAAUCAAGAAGAUGCUAUAAUAUAUUAUUCAGACUUUAUGAGACUCCCAAUGCCCACAUUCAAAUAGCAUUCACAAAGUUUUGGAUCGAAAGAGACUUAACUCGUACAACCGUGGUGUUGUGUUUGUCGAACAGAGCCACUCCGACCAAGCCCCACUGUAUCAUUAUUAGACUCCAGAUAGAAAUCUUGAGUCUAUUGCUUUUGCCAGUUUUCUUAUUCUUUAUUUCUUUCUUUCUUUC
This is a messenger RNA of Owenia fusiformis, 1342 nucleotides long. The record is from the annotation of a GenBank genome assembly. NCBI's taxonomy places the organism in Eukaryota, Metazoa, Annelida, Polychaeta, Sabellida, Oweniidae.